AUGGAAUUUGCUUUAGAAGUAGUAACGACAGUGCUUGAGUACUUUGGCUGGGACAGAAACGAAAUCGAAGUAAGUUUUUUUUUACGAAUUGUUGUUCAGAAUGCGUGACCACUUUGACGUAGUCAGAUAAAAGUUAUCAUCGAUCGAGUAAUAUUUUUUUCCAUUUCAGGAGCUAUUCAAUCAAGAUCGAAGAUUAAGGAACCGAAGAAGAAGUAUCGUUCGACGAAUCGUCCGAGAGUUGUCACAUUAUAAUCUCAAAUUGUUUACGAAACGUAGCAUUGUUCGUGAGAUUGGAAGUCGACUGCCUUUGAAACCGUGUAGAAGACCGUAUUUCGAGGUGAGUUCAGCUAUAAAAUAUAUCGCAGCAAGUUCGAUCUCUUCGUGCAACCUAAAACCAAUUGAUCUGAAAUCAGUUCUUCAGGCGUCGCCCGUUUGAUCGUUGAGAAAGUAUGUUAAGCAGUUGAUCAGCAUCGUUUACAAGGCAAUAUUUUUAUUUCAUCUUUCAGCUAAGUCUAAACAGAAAUAAGCAAGAACUUUGUUCGGAGAUUGAAGGAAAUCCAUUAUCUCUAAUGAUGAUGGCAUCCUUAGCUGAUGUUGCCUGGAUAACGGACAGUGACAGUUCAUCAUCUGAAGCUGACCUUCCUGAUGAUGAUGAUGAUAAUGAUGAUGAUGAUGAUGAUGAUGAUGAUGAUGAGGGGGAGGAAGUAAUUCUCAGAGAACUUGAAAGCCCAUUCAGGGAACCAGAGCUAGAAGUAGUCCAGGACGAACCAGAAAAUGAUGAAAAAGACAACGCUCCAAAUAAGGAGGCCAUGCAAAAAAUUUCUGCUUUGGAGGAUGAACUUCAGAGGUUGAGAGCUCAGAUAGCGAUGAUGCUGGUUUCUGCUCCACAAAAUCAAGGGGCUCCAUCCACACCAAUGGGGGCAACUGCACCCCCUCCCCCUCCACCACCACCUCCACCCCCACCAACACCCAUGACGACCCCCCUGAAACCGGUUUCACAGAUCAUAAGAGAGGUAUUACAUCAGGAUCAAUCUUAUCAUAGUUCACAAACUCAUUUGGUUUUUUGAUUACAAUCACUAAAAAAGACAACUUGAUGUCUGAGUUUUUCUUCCUAUGAUUUUCAUCAAACAGAACAGGGCUAAAAGAUUAUCCCUUGCCCCAGGAAUGGGACCAGCUGAACAGUCAAGUGCAUGCACUUUGCCAAACAUGGCAGAUGUACUCAAGGGAUUAGGAAAAGUCAAACUCAGAACAGUCGAGAGGUGAAUGAUUAACAAAUAAUUGGAUAGCACUGCAUUUUCAUUCUUUAAAGAUAAUAACUGAAGCAUGUGAACAGUAGGUGGUGUCCAUUUUAGAGAGAAUGAACUGAUGUGUUCCUUUUUGUAGGUCCCCUGGUGGUACUCCCCUAAGGAAGCCUCCUGCUCCUACAGAAGGAAAUGAUCCUGCCUCAAUCAUUGCACAAGCCCUCAAGAAAAAGUUUGCACACAGAAGAAGACUUGAAGCAAACUCUCCAGGUAAAGAAACAGUUCUGAUGGACUUUUCUUAUUAGUAACUUGCACACUAAUCGCCAACACCCUGUGAACCACACAUUGUUGAUUCCUAAGGGGUAUGAAACUUUACUCUAACCACUAAAGAGGUAGGCCAUUAUUACUCGGUCUGUAAAAGCAAGCAAGAGCUGCAAGUGAAGACAGGAAGCUGCUUAUCUAGGUCUGCCUUACUGAUAACCAUGAAGCUGAUGCAGUAAGGGAAAUCCCAAAGUUGCUUAAUUUAUUAGUUUUACACAAGACAGUGCCAACUCACAUGGCCAGUAUACAUAGGACAAGGGGAACUACAAUUAAUGCAAACACAAAUCAUGAUGGUUAACAUCCUGGCAAUCAUCCUUUUUACUCACACCUAAUCUUUCCACCCACAUUAUACACCUGCCAUUUGUGCUGCGAUAGGGAAGAGGAGGUUGUAUCCCAGUUACAGAUCUUAUCCUCUGUGAAUGUACAAACCAACAAAUCACUUUCAGUUUUGAAGUAUGCCACUUGCACAAGAAUAAUAAGGCAAAUUCAACUUCACUGUAGUCAAAUGUUAUCACAGAACAAGCAUCUUACUCUCUUUGUAUUGCAGACACCAACAAAGAAAAUAACAGCCCUGGAUCACCAUUUGGUACCCCACCAUCAAGCCCUAACAAAUCUGUUCCUGUAAGUAAUUCGCUUUUUGAUGUCAAAUGUACAGUUGGUCAGAUGGCACAGGUGUACAUGUAGGUAGGACUUUUCAGGUUUUGUGACCAUUCAGAGGUGCACUUGUUUGUUGUUAUAACAUUAUCAAUUUCUCAACAAAGAGGAGGAAGGUCACAUACUUCCUUAGCCUUCAUUCUAUUUGGUUCAAACUGUUUCUCUGGAACACUUGAAUACCCUCCAUCUCUGCUACUACGCAUUUGACCCAGGCAAAGCUUUCAUUACGACAGUAAUGUUAAAGCCUGGUUUUCACUAGUGGCCCCAGCACAAACACACGGAUAAGGUAAAUAUGCUGAGUAAAAAUUUGAACAUCAAGCCCAAGGUAACUCUGCUGAGUGAAAAUGAACAUCAACAAGCACAGCACUUAGCCUUGUGCUUGCGUUUAAGUCAAGGCCAUUUUCACAGUGGAAGAUGAGCUGUUGUGCUUAUGUCAGUGCUUGUGCUUGCAUUGCUGGUCAAAACCAGACUUGGCUGUUUCAAGAUUGCUCAACAAGCAAUAUCUACUGGUACUUAAAUUACAUCUAUAAUUUAUUCUGAUUUUUCUAGUUUGGACCCCACAUGUUGAAAGCAACCAAUAAGAAACGGCGAUCAAGUACUGGAUUAACAAGAACCACAAAACCAAGUCCAUUGGUUAAAGUUUGCUGAUAGACAAAUUUUCUUAUAAUAACUUUUAACCAACAGUUAGACAUUCCAUUAACAAGUAUUCUUUAAAAUAGUUUUACUUUGAUUGUAGUCCCUAAUAAUCCCAACAAUGCAAAGGUUCUGUUUAUAGGUGUAUCCUGACCGAGUUGUUUUCACUUUUAAUUUGAUUUUUAUAUUUUCACAAAAUUUCUGUUACCAACAGGAGUGCUGCUUAGAGCCUGUUUUUUAAAUGGAGCAUAUCAGGUUUCAUUAAGAUGUAGCCUACUAGUAAUACCUGGACUGUAUAAAUUAUGUUCUUUAAGUGUUUGAAAAAACUUCAGCGAGCAUCUAAAUUUUAUGGUUUUACUGUUGGAAAGAGAUCUUAAAUUAAACUUAAUAGGUAUUGAAUACACAAAUGUCCAAGGUCCUGUUAAAUUACUGUAAAUAUUGUACAGUAAUUCUUAGAAGGAAUGUAUAUUACAAAGUGUCACAGAUGCCUUGUCUACAAUCAUGUUACAUGUCACAUAGUUUUCUGACAUUUUGUAAAUGCCUACUAAAUUCCCUUGCCUCAAGAGGAGGAAGUUGACUGAGAAUUCUCUGAUUGCCUGAUAAUCAAGCUAAAGUAAUUAUUGCAUUAAAUUAGUUGUUAAAUUCGUAAAUGCUGAAUCUCAUUAUAUAUACCCUAAGUAAUAAAUUUGUAAUCCAACAAUCUUCUUUGUUCUUGUAAUCUAGUUUUAGCAAAAUUUUAAGAACAUU
This is a messenger RNA of Pocillopora meandrina, 3596 nucleotides long. Lineage: Eukaryota; Metazoa; Cnidaria; Anthozoa; Scleractinia; Pocilloporidae. The record is from the annotation of a GenBank genome assembly.